AUGUCUGAAGUGGGCCCAUUUACUAGCACCACAGCUUUCUGUGCUAGAUGUGGAUCAAUUUUGCCCUUGUUAAAAGAGUUUGGCCUAGUCAAAUGUUAUGCCUGCAAAGCAAUAUAUGAACCAGAGAAAUUCAGUAAUUUAAAAUUUAAGUACACAAUAAAUUUCAACACAGUGUCAGUAAUAGCAAAUGAAAAUAUUCUAAAUUUGGAUAAUCCAGAGGGCCCUGUUGUUGAAAGAAAAUGUCCCAAAUGCGGUUGUGAUCGCAUGUCUUAUGCUACACUUCAGUUAAGGUCUGCUGAUGAAGGGCAAACAGUCUUCUAUACAUGUGUGUCAUGCAAAUAUAAGGAGACAGAAAAUUCAUAG
Messenger RNA from Leptosia nina, 363 nucleotides. The record is from the annotation of a GenBank genome assembly. NCBI's taxonomy places the organism in Eukaryota, Metazoa, Arthropoda, Insecta, Lepidoptera, Pieridae.